UAAUUAGUGCCAGCGGGAUAACAAUGAAAAUCUCAACUAAUGGGUGCAAUUCUAUGUAAAUGUUGUUAUUGGCGUUGCUGUAAAUGCUGGAACGGAAACAGUAUUGGCGUUCUUCCAGAGAAAAAACUCAAAUUCUUACUACUCGGCUUGGCUGGCAGCGGAAAAACCGAGAUAGCCCACUAUCUAACGGAAAAGCAACGUCUAGACUACGAAUCAACAAAUGGAGCUUACAACUAUACAAUGAAGUGCCUGGAUGCUCAGUGUUCGAUAACGGAAAUUGGAGGCAAUGAUGAUAUUCAGAAAAUUUGGCAUCAUUAUUAUGCAGGGGCAAUGUCCAUCAUCUAUUGCUUUGAUAUGUCCACAACCAGAGAUGAUAUGAAGAAAUCCUUUAAUUUAUUAAAUAAAAUAUUAAAAAAUCCCUAUGUCAGGGGUAAACCUGUACUUCUGGUUGCAACAAAAGCCGAUCGGACAGAUGAAAGUAUACAAUUGUAUGAUAUUGAAAAUGCCUUCCAUUUGCAUCGAAUGGCUAGCAUGUAUGGCAGUACCAUAAAACUAUGUAUAUACGAUCCUAGAACUGAGCAUAUGGAAUCGAAUAGAAAUAUAAAUAUUAAAGCUGGCCUAAAUUGGCUGGUAAAAUUCGUAGUGGAUAAUUACGAUGUUCUACAAAUACGUUUAAGCUGUGAUAAAAAUAUGAAGGACUGGGAACAAAAUCGUGACAAACUUGUGAGCGAAGGAAAACUUAAUUUUCGUGCAUAUCAAAGGUUUCCCAAAGCUUCCAAUCGUCAUAAAAUUUGGCGUUUGUCUCACAAACGUUUACGACGUAGUUUAAUACGACCACGUACUGCUCCACCAAAGUUAAGUUUCAUCUCCACAAUGAAACAGAAUAAUUUAGCUGAUCCGAAAAUAUCUUCUUCCAACCAGAUUUCAUUAUCUGACUCAAGUAAGGUGCCAAAUGGUGUACUGCCGCAUGAAGAUACAUUUACUGAAAUUCGAUGUAAUAUUUAA
This is a messenger RNA of Musca vetustissima, 1005 nucleotides long. RefSeq names its product ADP-ribosylation factor-like protein 13B. The record is from RefSeq and is a predicted model, not a curated record. Gene Ontology annotation, molecular function: GTP binding; GTPase activity. Gene Ontology annotation, cellular component: ciliary membrane; non-motile cilium. Gene Ontology annotation, biological process: non-motile cilium assembly; receptor localization to non-motile cilium. The transcript has 4 exons. Lineage: Eukaryota; Metazoa; Arthropoda; Insecta; Diptera; Muscidae. Bases 40 to 1005 code for a protein of 321 amino acids.